UCCCUUCGGUUCCGUCAGGCGCGGCUGUUAUGGCCUCUGGAAGAGUCAUAAAAUCCCUGGAAGGAGCUUUAAAGUUCACCGAGUUUUCCUCCUGGCAUGGGCAGGGACACCUUCCACUAUCCCAGGUUGCUCCAACACCUGUUCAGCCUGGCCUUGAGCACUUCCAGGGAUGAGGCAGCCGCAGCUUCUCUGGGCAACCUGUGCCUCAUCACUUUUGCAGGGGAGAAUUUCUCUCUAGCAUCCACUCUAAACCUGUCCUCUGUCAGUUUAAAGCUAUUCCCCCUUGUUCUUUCAUUACCUGCCCCUGUAAUGAGUCACUCUUCCAAAAACCCUUUAGAUGAGUUCUCCCCAGAAUCUCCAGCAGCUCAGCUCAGCCUGUCCCCAUACCAGAGUUGCUCCAGCCCUCUGAGCAUCUUUUCUGGACCCACUCCAACAUCUCUACAUCUUGUGCCGAGAUUUCCAGAGCUGGACACGCUACUCCAGAUGGGAUAAAAACCUGCUGGCUCCUGAAAGGAGACAACAGCAGCCCAGCAUUGCACGGAACUCUUGCCUAACCAGUACCACCUCUUGCAGCGUGACACCAUUUCUAACAAAAUUCGGGCUGUUCCCACCCUCCCCACAAAGUUACAAUGCUCCUGUGCCACGCACAGCUUCCCACACCUGCACUCAGCUGGAAGCAGGUCAGCAAGGUCACAGCAGCAUCCACAGGCAGCUUCUGCAAGCCACUGACAUCACGGAGGUGUCACCUGGCACCGAGUGUGAGACAGAGAUGCUCCAGCCACUGUUCCGCACUUGCCGAUGUAAAAGCCAGGCUCGAUUUCCAGCUGGGAACUCCGCCAAGGGCUCAGGUGAGCCACGGACACAAAGUGCAUCCCGACAGCCUUGCAGCUGGACACCUCCUCGGCAUGGCUGGGAGGGCAGUGCAGCUUCCAUAGCGCUGCUUGCGGUCCACAAAGCACCGAGGUCUCAAACCAUGUCUCCUUCAGGUGGACCAUGGCCCCUGGGCCUCGUGUUCCUUUUGGGGAUGGCAUCAGAGGGGAUCAGCUGCCCGAGCAGGUGUAGCUGUCAGUACCUGGAGGUGAACUGCACCGGACAGCAGUUGCAGGAGUUCCCUGUGGAUAUCCCUCUGGACACCAGGCAGCUGAUUCUGGCAGCAAACAACGUCUCGUACCUGCCAGCAGUGGAAUUGAGCUUCCUGGCUGAUUUGGUCUAUCUGGACUGCAGAAAGAACCUCCUGGGGGAUGACCUGGAUUUCACUUUCAUUGGCGUGGCCAAGCUUGUCUAUCUAGACCUCAGCUUCAACAACCUCACACAGGUCACCUUCAGCACCUUCUCCCACCUCCUCAGCCUGGUGGUGCUGAAGAUCUCGGACAAUCCCAACCUUGUGGCCAUCGAGAAGGAUGCUUUUGCCAACAACACCUGGCUAAGGCACCUGGAUGUGAGCCGGACGGGCUUAACCUUCCUGGACACCAGCACCGUCCGGAACUUGCCCAGCCUGAGGCUUCUGGGGCUCAGUGACAACCUGUGGCACUGCAACUGUUCCUUUUUGGACUUCAUCACCUGGAUGAUGGAGAGCGAUGUGCAUUUUCCAGAUGCUGACAACAUCACCUGCUACACCCCAGCAGGCCUGCAUGCCCUGAGGAUGCCAGCAGCAGAGGCACAGCUCCACUUCAGCUGCCUGACCCAGCUGUACAAGCAGGAUUAUGUCUUUCUGUGCCUCGUUGGCUUCUGCAUAUUCCUUGCUGGCACCAUGGCAGCCUGGCUGGCCGGCGUCUGUGCUGUCAUCUACAAGGCCCAUGGCUCAAAGGGAGAGGAAGAGGAGGAUGAGGAGGAAGACAUAGCCACUUAGGAUCAGUCCUUCCGAACUCCCAUUGUGGGAACCAAAGGCAGGCCCUUCCUGCCUGAUUUCCCAUGUUGUCCCACCCUAGAUUGUUUGUUGGGUUUUUUUUUUUUGUGAAAUAAAACUGCAAGAGAAUGAAGUAUCUGUGCUCCAGUUUCACUUGCUGUUCUAUACCCACUCUUCUGCCACUGGGACUCAGGAUAUUGGCAAAAUAUUCAUUUUGGGGAAGUGUGAGAGGUGUGCACAAUGCCAAGCAUUUCCACUUCCACCCUACCUUGAGACCACAGAGCAGCAGGGACAUAAGGACUUGCUUGAAAAGGUACUGAAAUAUGGGAAAGGUCCUGGCACUGUGCUGUAGCCAAGGAGGCCAAAAAAAUCCAGCAGGUCUUACUGGGAUCAGCCUACACAGCCGGGGCCCCAGGGAGUUACUGGAUUGCUAGAGCCCCAGGGAAUCCAAGAACUUCCUGCUGUGGAAAGGCAAAGAGA
Messenger RNA from Parus major (Great Tit), 2326 nucleotides. RefSeq names its product leucine rich repeat containing 52 (gene LRRC52). The record is from RefSeq and is a predicted model, not a curated record. NCBI's taxonomy places the organism in Eukaryota, Metazoa, Chordata, Aves, Passeriformes, Paridae. The transcript is spliced from 2 exons. Gene Ontology annotation, cellular component: voltage-gated potassium channel complex. Gene Ontology annotation, molecular function: transmembrane transporter binding; voltage-gated potassium channel activity; potassium channel activator activity. Bases 770 to 1849 code for a protein of 359 amino acids.